Sitodiplosis mosellana (orange wheat blossom midge) is the source of this 2396-nucleotide messenger RNA. RefSeq lists its product as uncharacterized. The record is from RefSeq and is a predicted model, not a curated record. NCBI's taxonomy places the organism in Eukaryota, Metazoa, Arthropoda, Insecta, Diptera, Cecidomyiidae. The transcript has 4 exons. The coding region runs from base 1 to 2025 and encodes 674 amino acids.
AUGCACAUCAUCGAAAAUUGCUUCUAUGCUGUGUUGCGGCGCUACAAGGAAGACGAUUUCAUUAUGGAUCCAUGGUUCCGACAUUGCUUUGAGAAUGUGGACAUCGAGAAUCGCUCCGCAUGGCCAAACAAUGAUUACUUCGGCAACUUGAUGAAAUAUUUGUUCCAACAAUAUGGCCGUAAUGUGAAGACGAAUUUGGAUACACAUGCACAGAAACGAUUGCGGUAUUUCUUGAGAUUGAAGGCAUUCAGACAGAACUACACUAACCGGAUUCGUGGCCUACCGGACACAUACGAUGAACGAGAUGUGGCAAAUGCAGUGUCAUGGGCAAUCAAACGAUAUGACGCAACGAGAGGUGAUGCUAAUCGCUUGGCCAAACGAGAUCGAUUGUUGCGUUACGUUCGAGACAUUCGUGGACCAGCUGACGAUGAUAUCGCCAAAUUCACCAAAGACGAAGAUACAUGGUUUUCAUCAUUGCCAAUGUGGUUGAUCAUGCAAUCGGAAAUCGAAACGCACCUCAACUGGGUUGAACAACACCACGACAACAUCGUGCAAGUCAUUGCGUUGCCAAACAUCAAGAAUUUGGUGGUCAUCCCAAUCUGUCAUCACACGCGAAAGGCAGUGAGAAUAGACGCUGAUGUUUUGUAUCGUAUGAUGUGCGAAACCGGUACCAUUCCGCGUGAUGAAUAUGGUCGGCAACAUACAGUGGGCCACGUCACGUCAAAAUCAAAUCAAGCGUAUUAUUUCAAUAUGAUUUUUAACAUGGAGAAAAUCAAUCGAGUGUUGAAAGCAAACAAAAAAUUCGAACAUAUUCUCAGCGAUGGUGUAUCGGCAUCGAUUCUGUACUCAGUGAAGAAAACCGUAGUCGACAAGUUAGUGGAAGAUGGUUUGGUGCGUAAACGGUACUCUGAUGGUUUCUAUGUCUAUGAAUUGGGCAUUGAUUGGGGCAUGAAGACGUGGAAUGCAACCGUUAGGCGACGGAUUAAUAAUGACAAAGAGCGAAUUCAUAAUGGCAAAGAGAUGAACUUCACAAUCAACAGCAAGAAGUAUCAUUAUGGGACCGAAGAAGGAGUGCGUAAAGAAAAGAGAGAGCGAUGGACUCGUGCCUUUGGGCAGUUCGAAGAGAGUGAUCGAAACAACCGUGUGCGAUAUGACCGAAUGCCAUCACCAAAAGGAAGCAAUUGGCGUGACUACAUACGGCAUCGAUUGACCAUCAUGAAGAAAGCCAUUGCAGUGUACACAACCAAAAAGUACACACGUUUAAGUUUUGAUCAUUACAUCGAGUCCAAUCGUGUCAGUGACAAGGUGGCCGCAAUGCUGACAAAUCGCAAACGAUGCAUCAUUAACAUUGGAGCUUCCCAACCACCUGCAAAUUCACCAAUACAGAUCAAGAAACACGUUCGAUGCCCGGGCGUGCGGAAAUUGGUGAAGAGUUUCAAGAAAAUGGAAGGCAAUGUCAUACGAUUUGUGAACGAAGCCAGAUCAUCACGAUUGUGUGCCAGAUGUUUCGAACCAUUUCCAUUGAGUACAUUGAACGAUCGUGUCAAGGUGUGUGAAUGGUGUAUGCCCGAUCAAGAUGAUUGGCCUGAUGGAAUGAAGCUACCAGAGAAAAUUGUAGCGGCAAAGAGCAAGCGGAAGUUACGAUCAGAGCGACGAGCGAUGCGACAAGCAGCAGUGCAGAAUCCAAAUCAACCCCGUGGUUUUGUGUCUAAGGUGAUUUGCUACCGUAAAAACUGGCAACAAAACGCGGCAAACGGUAUGGAUGACAAUGUUGAAGAGCGCAGAGGUGUAAUCAUUCACGACGCUGAACUCGGUAUCAUCGAGUACACAGAUGAAUAUGUGCCCGAAGACCCUGUUGACGACUCUCCAGUACUGAAGACAGUUUGGCAACGUGACAUUUCGGCUGCAAAAUUGAUCUUGUACAGAGGGCAUUGCGAACUCUUUGGACAUCGGCUGCAUGAUGCGUUCACACGUCAACACCUCGUGUAUCCAACUCGAUUCCGAGUCAACUUCAACAUUCAUUAAUAUCAAUGGAGCCGCAAUUUAUGUUUUAUUUUUCAAAAGAAUUUAUGUAACAGUAUGUUAUUUGUAGUUGGUUGAGGUCUUAGUCUCCCAGACAUCAUCGAUACCAGAUAUCGAUGGCUAUCUAUAUUCUAUAGUCUAUAUAGAUGUAGGUAGAGUACAGGAUAAUUCCUGUAGGUGAGUAUCACUAUUUAUUAGCAUAUUGAAUAUUGAUUCAUAAUCGUUUUUAUAUCAUUCUAAUUGAUUUGUUUUUACUGCUCUUUUUCUACUUCCAUUGUGACGUUAAAAAUGACUGAAACUACACCCAAAUGCGGGCCCAAAUUCAACCGUUUACAUACGCUUGGUAAUGGAUGUAUUUGCGUUAACAAUUGUUC